GUUAUACGUAUAUGUUUUAGUUGAAAAAGAGCAUGUGACAAAAAUAUGCGUAUAAAUUCAUAAUUUUGCUGGAGUUUUGCAAGUUAGACGUCAAAAGUAGUCCGGCCGGAUAGAAAAAAUCCGUCUGGUUCCAACUCUGGGCUAGGACUUGAUUCGCGCAGAAAUUUCUAACUGCAUUCCUAAUAAUCUCAAUUCGAUAUCCUUUCAACUUAUUGAAAUCAUUUUUCUUAAUUAAAAUUAUUGAAUUAUUUUAAGGAACGUGAAAAAGGUAAACAACAAUCACGUGAUCAUGAAGAAACUAAACGACAAAUUGAAGAAGAUGCCGAUGAAGAAAUAGUUAAAUUAAUGGAAACACAUGAAGGUGCAUUAAUUCAAUGUAAAGAUGAGAAUGUUAACUUAAGAAAUAAGAGUACAACAUAUCAACGCAAAGUUAAAGAUCUUGAAGAAUCAAUUCGAAAAAGAGAAACAGAUUUAGUUACAUUGAAAAGUGAAGAAAUUAAAUUACAAAAUAAUAUACGUGGUUUAAAAAAAGAUAUUGAAGGAUUAAAAAAAGAAAUUCAAGAACGUGAUGAAACAAUUCAAGAUAAAGAAAAACGUAUUUAUGAACUGAAACGUAAAAAUCAAGAAUUAGAAAAAUUCAAAUUCGUUCUUGAUUAUAAAAUCAAAGAUCUUAAAAAACAAAUUGAACCACGUGAAAUUGAAAUUAAAGAUAUGAAAGAACAAAUAACACAGAUGGAAGCUGAACUUGAACGAUUAAGUAAAAGUAAUGAUGAAGAAAAAUUAAAGAGUGAAGAAUUACGUGCAAAAUUAAAUGCAUCAUCAUUAUCUUUACGACAAGAAAAACAAAUGAAACGAGAUUCUGAAUUAGCAUUGAAACGUAUUAAAACUGAUAUACAUAAUUGUUCAGCUUUCAUUACAGAACCAAAAUUAUUAGCACAACGUGUUGCAGAUAUUUAUGCUCAAUAUGUUCGAGAAGAUGCAACUGAAGAUGCAAGUAUUGAUCAAGAUAUAACAAAAGAAUAUGCACGACAACGUGAUCAUCUUGAACGAACUGUUCGAAGUCUUAAAGCGAAAGUUGAUAAAGAUUCUGAACAACAUAAAACAGAAAAUAUUCGAAUAAUGCAGGAAAAUGUUACAUUAAUCAAAGAAAUCAAUGAUUUAAGACGUGAAUUAAAAGCAUCUCGUGUUAAAUUACAAGAUUUACAAACAGCUAUGGGUAUAAGUCGUAAAACAGCAGCACGUACAACUGAAGAAAUUGUUCACGCAUUAAAUACACAACAAAAUAAUCAUAUUGUUAACGAAAAACAAAAUGAACUGGAAAAUUUAAUUCAACAUCAACGUCAUGAAAUUCACCGACUUAAUGAUCAAAUUACUCGUGUUGAAAAUAAUAACAGUCGUAGUGCUUCAGCUAAUGGUAAUCGAUCUCGACCAACAUCUGGGCAAUUACCACCAAUUACAUCAACAUUAACUGCUCAUUAA
Messenger RNA from Adineta steineri, 1479 nucleotides. The record is from the annotation of a GenBank genome assembly. NCBI's taxonomy places the organism in Eukaryota, Metazoa, Rotifera, Eurotatoria, Adinetida, Adinetidae.